Messenger RNA from Saccharomyces kudriavzevii IFO 1802, 588 nucleotides. RefSeq names its product flavin-linked sulfhydryl oxidase (gene ERV2). Bases 1 to 588 code for a protein of 195 amino acids. The transcript has a single exon. The record is from RefSeq and is a predicted model, not a curated record. NCBI's taxonomy places the organism in Eukaryota, Fungi, Ascomycota, Saccharomycetes, Saccharomycetales, Saccharomycetaceae. Gene Ontology annotation, molecular function: flavin adenine dinucleotide binding; flavin-dependent sulfhydryl oxidase activity. Gene Ontology annotation, cellular component: mitochondrion.
AUGAAACACGUAGUGAAAAGGAGCCAUGCCAUCAGGAUAAUUGCAGCAUUAGGCAUCGUCGGGUUGUGGGUGUUUUUCUCAUCCAACGAACUAUCGAUCAGCACGCCAAACUUGAUCAAGGAACCUGGCACAAAGGAAGCGCAAGAAGCGGCUGCUUGGAAAAAUGAAGCUCGGUUAAAAGAAAUUGAGCAGCAGACCAUCAUGCCGUUGAUGGGAGAUGAUAAGGUGAAGAAAGAAGUGGGCAGGGCGUCGUGGAAGUAUUUCCACACGCUGCUGGCCCGUUUCCCGGAUGAACCCACCGCACAAGAAAGAGAGAAACUGGACACGUUUAUCAAGCUUUACGCCGAGCUGUAUCCGUGUGGGGAGUGCUCGUACCACUUUGUCAAGCUGAUUGAGAAGUUUCCGAUACAAACGUCGAGCAGAACUGCUGCGGCGAUGUGGGGGUGCCACAUGCACAACAAGGUGAAUGAGUACUUGAAGAAGGAAAUCUACGACUGUGCCACUAUCCUGGAGGACUAUGAUUGUGGAUGCAGCGGCGACGACGGCAAGAAAGUGUCGCUGGAUAAGGAAGGCAAACAAUUAGGCUGA